Messenger RNA from Perca fluviatilis (European perch), 3958 nucleotides. It is a transcript of the gene nfatc2a, whose product is annotated as nuclear factor of activated T cells 2a. The record is from RefSeq and is a predicted model, not a curated record. Gene Ontology annotation, molecular function: transcription factor binding; DNA-binding transcription factor activity, RNA polymerase II-specific; RNA polymerase II cis-regulatory region sequence-specific DNA binding. Gene Ontology annotation, biological process: calcineurin-NFAT signaling cascade; cytokine production; regulation of transcription by RNA polymerase II. Bases 483 to 3119 code for a protein of 878 amino acids. The transcript is spliced from 10 exons. Lineage: Eukaryota; Metazoa; Chordata; Actinopteri; Perciformes; Percidae. Gene Ontology annotation, cellular component: transcription regulator complex.
UGUGUGCUACUGUCUGAGAGAAGCCGCAGAAAUGCCUUGGCGCAGGAUCCGGAGACGUCAUGGAUUCCUGAGUGUGGGGCUUUGCAGGAAAGCCCUGAGUCUCCGACAUGGACCGGCUCCAGGUUUCCAUGGCAAAGGCGCACAAACAGGAGGAAACACUGAGGGAAUCCCGUUAUUUUACAGCAUGGGAGCAUUAUAAACACCCAGAGCGGGGAAGGAAGCCGCUCUUGAUACACAAGUAAUCCUUAUAGAGCUCGAGGAAGGGGGACUUCAUACCAGAUCCAUUGCUGGAGCUGCUGCGGCUGCAUGCUUUUUUAGAAAAGAACGGGAGUUUGCGCGCACAGCUGCUGUGUCGCAGCUUGAAGUUUUGUCUCCUUUCGACAUUUUUUAACCGAAGAGAGCUUCUGUUAUGGUUAUUAGCGGAAAGUAAUUUUUCUUUUUAUUUCUUUUUUUUCUGUUUUUUUUUUUUCUUUUCUCUCCAGAUGUUUAGAGAGACUUGGAUGCUGGCGCAGUACCACACCAUGAGGUCGAUGGAUCAAGAUGACCCCAACCUUGCACCUCACAAAGUCCUCAGCCCUGAGUCUGAGCAGGGAUUCCCCCUGGAGGAGGCCUCCCCGUACGGCAUCAAGUCCUGCAGUCCCUCCUACAGCACCGAGGUUCUCUCUGGGUAUGAGAACCAGGAGGCCCGACACUACCUGGACAAUACCCGGCCUGCGGGCCUGGCCCUGAGCCCGCGGAUCGAAAUCACCCCCUCCCGUGAGCACUACAACCAUGGCCGGGACUCCCUGCAGAACCACCACCUGAACAUUAGCCCCAGACCCACCCUCACUGUGCCUGGCCAUGAAAACCUUGCCUACCGUGAGCCUCAGUGCCUGAGUCCCGCCAGCAGCAACUCCUCCACCAGCUGGCACUCGGAGAGCUAUUCCCCCUGGGCGUCUCCUUGUGUUUCCCCUAGCAACGGCCAGAACCCUGGAGACCUGUGCCCUAGAUUACAGAACAUCCACACUGGCUCCCCGCGCACCUCUCCGGGCACCUCUCCUCGCACCAGCCUAGCUGAGGACGGCUGCCUGGGACCCCGCUCGCCCUCUUCCAGACCUGGCUCCCGCUCCACCUCCCCACAGUGCAAACGCACCUACGACAUGUACAGAAAUCCAGGCUUAGUGCUUGGGCACCGCUCCCGCAGUCCCUCCCCCCUCAGCGCCCAUGAAGAUCACAACAUAGGCGCCAACUAUACACCCACCAGCCUUGCCGACGCCAUGAAUGGCUUCGGCAAUGGUCAGCCAGGCCUGGUGCCCACUAAAAUAGUCAAGACAUCCAACCAGGUUUACACUCUGUACCCAGAGAACCACGCAGAAGGGAACUACUUGGUGUCCUGUGACCAGGACAUAAAAGCCAAACCUGCGGCAGAGCCUUUCUUCGUUAUCCCCCCAAUCUGGUCCAAGCCGCUGGUUUCCAGCAUCUGCAGCAUCCCUGUGGCUUCUCUUCCCCCGCUGGAAUGGCCGAUCCCCAGACGCACAGACCAGUAUGAGCUCCACAUUGACGUGCAGCCCAAGCCACACCACAGAGCUCACUAUGAGACAGAGGGAAGCAGGGGUGCAGUCAAAGCCCCCACAGGAGGACAUCCUGUUGUGCAGUUACACGGCUACAGAGGCAAGGAGCCACUUGGUCUGCAGAUCUUCAUUGGUACAGCAGAUGAGCGCAUCCUCAAGCCCCACGCCUUUUACCAAGUCCACCGCAUCACUGGUAAGACCGUUACGACCACCAGCUAUGAGAAGGUCAUCCACGGCACCAAAGUCCUGGAGAUCCCCCUGGAGCCAAAGAACAACAUGAAAGCAAUAAUCGACUGUGCUGGGAUCCUGAAGCUCAGGAACGCCGACAUCGAGCUGAGGAAGGGCGAGACCGACGUCGGGCGGAAAAACACGCGCGUUCGUCUCGUGUUCCGUGUGCACAUACCUCAGCCUGGAGGACAACACGUCUCUCUCCAAGUGGCCUCCCAUCCUAUCGAGUGCUCCCAGCGUUCAGCCCACGAGCUUCCCAUGGUGGAGAAGCAGGACAUGGACAGCUGCUCUGUUCUGGGAGGCCAGCAGAUGAUCCUGACUGGGCAGAACUUCAGCUCCGAUUCCAAAGUCAUUUUUCUGGAGAAAACCCAGGAUGGGCAGCAAAUCUGGGAAAUGGAAGCAACAGUGGACAAAGACAAGAGCCAGCCUAGUAUGCUGUUUGUGGAGGUGCCGUCCUACCGAGACUCGUCUGUCUGCCAUUCUGUCAAAGUCAACUUCUACGUCAUUAAUGGCAAGAGGAAGCGCAGCCAGCCUCAACAUUUCACCUACACACCGCUGGCAUCUCCAUCCAUCAAGACAGAGCCCCUAGAUGAGUAUGAAGCGGACCACAUGGGUUUUGCCAUGCCUCAGAUCUUGGGCUUAUCCCCUCAUUCCUACUACCAUAACCCGCGCAGCGUCCUCCACCCAGACAACGGCCUGGUCUCCGGCAUGGCCUGCCAGCGUCUCAGCUCCAGCCUUCCCAGCCAAGACGCCCGUUUCCAGCAGCAGAGCCCAGCCAUCGUCUACUCCCGCGGGGGCAAGAGUCUGAGCGGCAGCCCUGGCCUUUAUCAGCAGACUGGAGGGAUGAUGCCUGACCCCCACCGGUCGGUGCUGGUCCACACGGGCUCCCCGGCUCAGUCUGUAGGUCCCAUCGGUGCAGGCCAGCACCCUUCCAUCAUCCAGUUCUCCCCCAUAAACCACCACCUGCUCCGGGGAGAAGAGCCUCAACCUCUCUCUGCUCCGCAGCCUGACAGCCAGCAGAUCAUCUACUGCGAUGGCUACUCCCCACAGGCAGCCGCCGCCCACUCACCCACACCCCCCCAGGCUCAGGCCCAGGCGCAGGCAGUGAACCACCUUGCUCAGCACUAUCCCACCGUGAUCCAGCAGCAGCCAUACGCGCAGAAGACGCAGCAGAAAGGCCGGGCUCCGCCCGGCACGGGGCAGAUGGAGGAUCCAGGAGACGGACAGAGGAGGGUGACUGUCAAGGAGGAGAACUUGGACCAGGCCUACCUAGAUGAUGGUGAGUUGAAUGAGAUCAUAAGAAAGGAUCUGACGGGCGUUCAGGCCAGAGGGCAGACAUAGAGGACAGACCGGAAUGGGAAAUGACGACAACGUCACCCCCCUCCCGACAGACAGACAGACAGACAGACAGACAGACAGACACACACACACACAGACAGUCUUCAACCUUCCACUGGUGACGCACAUCCACCAGAAAUCAGACCUUCUCUUCCUUCGUUUUCUUUAGCCACAGAAAUAGAAAUAUCAACUCCCGGCUGCUGUGUUUGCGUUGGAUGCUUUCCUGCAAUAAACCUUGUCUCGUUUGACAAACACAAGAAUUCAUUUGACCCAUAACGUCUGUCACCAACACCCAGCAGCAGGUCUCCAACCAACCAAUGAGAAACAACGGGUAAAUGUGCCUUAAGUUUUAGAUUUUUUAGAUUUGUUUGGAUGCAGUUUGUUUUCCAAAGGAGUACAGAGAUGAAACAAAAUAAAGCAUUAGCCAUAUUCUGUCAGUCAGGCAAUAAAGCCCACACCUGUUUGCCUCCCACGUGUGCCUCAUACCGGUGAAUGACAGUUAUGUAGCAUCAUUUUGAAGUAAAGUGUUUGAUCAACAGCUUGUAUUUUCCUACCAAAGAUUCAGCCCAAUUACGAUACUAUCACAUGUGUCUUGUGGCCAACAGCGUGCCAUCUUUUUGUUUCAUUCUUCUUGCACAAAGUGUGUACUACACUCUGUGUGUAGUGUAACUUCAUGUGUUUGACAUGAAAAGAUUUCAUUUUGAGCUUUCAUGCUGAUCAUCUCAUUUUAAGUGCAGUUUUCUAAUGGAAGUGAAGCGCACACUGCCUUAACCAUACACAAAUGAACUAUUGUGACGCCUCCUAAUAUGCACUGUUUUCAAUAACGGGGUCAAUGUUAUUUC